AUAAUUAAAAUAAGUUACGAUUUAGGAAAUUGAAUAAUGAUUGGCAAUACGGAGGAUGAAACAAAUAAUUCUCAUUUGAAUUCCAUUUCAUCUCUUGAAACAUGUAAACGUCACUCCAACAAAAACUGUGAUAAAACUGAGACGUCCUUUCACACUACUUUGGAUGACGGUGAUGAUCAAUGUUGGGCCGAAGAUGAAAUGAGUAGUGGUGAAACUCAAUUACAUGUGGUAAAACGAAAACGUCGUCAUAGUGUGGCACAUAGAAAUUUAAAAUAUAAUAAAAGGUCACGAGAAAAACAUAUGUCAAGUUCUAGUGAUUUUUCGAGUUCCAAAAAUGCUUUUCAUAAACCUAAAAGACCGAGAAAAAAGAAAAAAAUAUCUAAUAAUGAUAGAGCUACGACGUCUCGAUUAUCAACUAGCGAUUCCAGAAAUAUUUCCAUUAAAUCUCAACGUGGUUCUAAAUUUAGAUUUUUUAGUAAUAAAAAGAAAUGAACUCUUGUUUUAAUAAUUAAGUAAA
Messenger RNA from Chelonus insularis, 517 nucleotides. RefSeq lists its product as uncharacterized. NCBI's taxonomy places the organism in Eukaryota, Metazoa, Arthropoda, Insecta, Hymenoptera, Braconidae. The coding region runs from base 37 to 492 and encodes 151 amino acids. The record is from RefSeq and is a predicted model, not a curated record. The transcript has 2 exons.